This is a messenger RNA of Linum tenue, 416 nucleotides long. Lineage: Eukaryota; Viridiplantae; Streptophyta; Magnoliopsida; Malpighiales; Linaceae. The record is from the annotation of a GenBank genome assembly.
AAAAAAGUCGCUAUAGGCUGUCCCGACGGUUGUCAGCAACGACAGCACCAACGUAGCUGGCUGGCAAAGGCAUUGGACACCAUGACUAACUUAUAGCAGUGACUAUAUUACUGGAGGAAUACUCAACAUCUUGAUCAAGCUGUGACAAGUAAUCCUUCAGAGAUGAUAGUCAUUUGUGCAUAAUCUGAAAGGAGUUUCUUUCUUUCACCAAUAGUGGUAUGAGGGGAAGCCUCACACAACUGUUAUCAAUUCAGACUCUAAAGCGAAGAUCCUGCCUAGAAGGUCAAAAUCUAGAGGCGUGGACAGGUCACAACACUUCCAAAGAGAUUUCAAGCUUCAUGCUGAGGUUUAGCUUACUCAGUUUGGGUGCUUACCUUCUAAACAACACAUUUCGAAAGUCUUCACCCACUGGUUCC